Molecule: messenger RNA, 1287 nt
Organism: Necator americanus (New World hookworm)
Lineage: Eukaryota; Metazoa; Nematoda; Chromadorea; Rhabditida; Ancylostomatidae
Exons: 1
Coding region: 1-1287 (428 amino acids)
Source: RefSeq, a predicted model, not a curated record
AUGGUUCCAGGAGUUUCAGUUGAUGUGGUUGUCGUGGUCGUUUCUGGAUUCCCCGUUGAGAUGAUCGUUGUGGUUGUUCCUGGAUUCCCCGUUGAGAUGCUCGUCGUGGUCGUUACAGGGGUCUCAGUUGAUGUGGCCGUGGUGGUUGUUCCUGGAUUCCCCCUUGAGAUGCUCGUCGUCGUCGUUCCAGGACUCCCCGUUGAAGUCGUUGAGGUUAUGGUUCCAGGAGAUUCCGUUGAGAUGCUCGUCGUGGUUGUUCCUGGAUUCCCCGUCGAGAUGCUCGUCGUCGUCGUUCCAGGGGUUUCAGUUGAUGUGGUCGUGGUGGUCGUUCCUGGAUUCCCCGUUGAGAUGCUCGUCGUGGUCGUUCCUGGAUUCCCCGUUGAGAUGCUCGUCGUGGUCGUUCCAGGACUCCCCGUUGAAGUCGUUGAGGUUAUGGUUCCAGGAGUUUCCGUUGAUAUGCUCGUCGUGGUCGUUCCUGGAUUCCCCGUUGAUGUGGUCGUCGUGGUCGUUCCUGGAUUCCCCGUUGAGGUGCUCGUCGAGGUCGUUACAGGGGUCUCAGUUGAUGUGGUCGUCGUGGUUGUUCCUGGAUUCCCCGUUGAGAUGCUCGUCGUGGUCGUUCCUGGAUUCCCCGUUGAGAUGCUCGUCGUGGUCGUUCCAGGACUCCCCGUUGAAGUCGUUGAGGUUAUGGUUCCAGGAGUUUCCGUUGAUAUGCUCGUCGUGGUCGUUCCUGGAUUCCCCGUUGAUGUGGUCGUCGUGGUCGUUCCUGGAUUCCCCGUUGAGGUGCUCGUCGAGGUCGUUACAGGGGUCUCAGUUGAUGUGGUCGUCGUGGUCGUUCCUGGAUUCCUCGUUGAGAUGCUCGUCGUCGUCGUUCCAGGGGUUUCAGUUGAUGUGGUCGUGGUGGUCGUUCCUGGAUUCCCCGUUGAGAUGCUCGUCGUGGUCGUUCCAGGAUUCCCCGUUGAGGUGCUCGUCGAGGUCGUUACAGGGGUCUCAGUUGAUGUGGUCGUCGUGGUUGUUCCUGGAUUCCCCGUUGAGAUGCUCGUCGUGGUCGUUACAGGGGUCUCAGUUGAUGUGGCCGUGGUGGUUGUUCCUGGAUUCCCCCUUGAGAUGCUCGUCGUCGUCGUUCCAGGACUCCCCGUUGAAGUCGUUGAAGUUAUGGUUCCAGGAGUUUCCGUUGAUAUGCUCGUCGUGGUCGUUCCUGGAUUCCCCGUUGAUAUGCUCGUCGUGGUCGUUUCUGGAUUCCCCGUUGAGAUGCUCGUCGUGGUCGCAGUUGUUCUGGAUUCGCCGUAG